AUGCACAGUGUAGAUAAAAUAUCAAUUCAAUCCCACCGCUAUGUGGAAGCAACUGCCCGUCGAGAGUGCGAUCGCACCUUCGUGAGCCGCGGGGGCGCCAGCAACGGGACAUUCACAGCUCCAGAACUCCACAAUCCAUACAACCAGAGUCGGCAGUGCCUCUACACAUUUCUAGCAGCACCAGGACAGCGAGUGCUCGUCGAGUUUUGGACUUUCGACCUGAGAGGGAAGCCGCCAGAUGGAGCGGCGUUCGGAGAAUUACCAGCAUGCAUGCACGAGUACAUGGACAUAUACUCAGAGAUGUCCUCUUUGGAGACCGGCGAGCUCGUCAACUCGGCCUUCGGAGGACGUUACUGCGGCCCUAUUCCUCCGCGACGCCGGGUGUCACUUCACCGCGCAGUCGCUCUCGCAUUCUUCACCGACCAUACAUACACGCCAUCUACUCUGUUUUACGGGAGCUAUCGGUUCAUCAACGCAACGGAAUUCGAAGUGGGAACGCCCAUACCGAACACGUUGUGCUCGUACGUGAUCGACGUGGGCAAACGCAAAACAGGGCUGCUGGUGUCUCCCACUUAUCCCGGGAUAUACCCGAAGGACAUCACAUGCAACUACCAGUUCGUCGGACAACCGGGACAGCGAAUACGGCUCGAGUUUCGAGACUUCGAUCUGUUUUUCGGCGGGCCACACUGCCCAUUCGAUUGGGUGCGCGUAUACGACGGUCCCGACAACACAUCAGCAAUCAUAGGCACUUAUUGCGGCCAGCAACGCAACCUGGUGCUGUACUCCAGCGACGAACGUCUCCUGGUCACAUUCUUUACGCUCCCACGAGCAGCCAACACACAGAACCGCGGGUUUAAGGGCAUCUUUGAGUUUUCCGAAAGUUUUGUUAAAUUAGAUUUUAUAAGUAAACACGACGCUGAGCACAUUAGGGGCUCGGAGUGUGAUCAAAAAAUUCUUAGUAAAAAGGAAUCGUCUGGAUUUGUGUACCAUCCAAAUUAUCCAUUCCCUUAUAUACAAAAAGUUGUUUGUAGAUAUUUUAUAUAUGGUAUGCAAGACUCACAGAAUCUCGAGCGAGUGCGGUUGGAGUUUCAGAACUUUUCUAUACCUAAAAACAUCUCAAACCCCGACACUUGCUCUGAUGGAUAUCUGAAGGUUUACCUUCGAGGCCAGGAAGCAACUGAUUCCUAUGACAAGCACGAUGCAGAGCUAUGUGGAGAUGGGGACAUAAUACCUUCCUUCCCACCACCUCUCCUUUCUGAUGGCCCUCGGCUGGUCCUGGUCUUCAGCUCUGGAGAGCUGCAGGGCCGUGGCUUUAAGGCCAAAUAUACCUUUGAAACGGAAUACCGCGUCCCGGGCACCGCAGCGCCAGGUGGUUUGUGCGCGUUUACAUAUCGUUCGGAAGCUAAAAAGAGAGGAGAGUUUAAUUCCCCACGUUAUCCAUCUAACUAUCCCUCUUACACCAAUUGCACGUAUACGCUCGUCGCAACACCAAACGAACAAGUGACUGUUGUCUUCGAUCACUUUAAAGUUAGAGCUGAUGCUUGGAAUGCCACUGCUGGGUUAUAUGGGGGAGCAACUUGCAGCGAAGAUUGGGUAGAAGCCUGGUGGACAGGAAGGGAAGGUACAAGAGUGCCUUUAGGACGAUGGUGCGGACUUGCCACGCCGGGACCUCUGCAGUCCCCAAGGGGAGCUCUGGGGCUCCUAAUUGCAUUGCAUACUGACUCGGAAGCUGUUGCAUCUGGUUUUAAAGCAAGAUAUGUUUUUGAGCCCGCUAAAUCGAUAUUCGGAGACUGCGGCGGUAACGUAUCCGGCUCCCCUUGGGGUAUAGUAUCAUCACCUCGUUACCCUCUCCCUUAUGAAGCACCAGCAAGAGGAGCAGCAUCGAGGGUCUGCAACUGGUUCAUAACGGCUAAGCCUGGAAGACGUCUGCUGCUUAACUUCGAUCACUUUGCCGUUGAAGGCCAUCUCACUGAACGCGGUUGUCCUGCAGCAGUUCUUCGACUCUGGUAUGAAAGUCCAGGACCUCCAUUGGAGUUGUGUGGUGAAAAGGCACCUGGUGAUCGGUGGCAGUAUCUCUCUUCUUCCAACUCCAUCAGGCUUUCGUUUAUAAUAGCGGACAAGUCGGUAGGAGCUGCGGGUUGGCGGGCUGUAUGGACGGAAGUGACAGUAGGUGUAGGUGAAGAGUGUCCCGAAGCGUGUGGCGGCGCCUGUCUUCCUCCUGGAGCUCUGUGCUCUGGUCUCCCACAUUGCGCAGGACAGCGCAAGUCUCCACGAUGUUAG
Molecule: messenger RNA, 2280 nt
Organism: Pieris macdunnoughi
Lineage: Eukaryota; Metazoa; Arthropoda; Insecta; Lepidoptera; Pieridae
Source: the annotation of a GenBank genome assembly